This is a messenger RNA of Diachasma alloeum, 1286 nucleotides long. RefSeq lists its product as uncharacterized. The record is from RefSeq and is a predicted model, not a curated record. Lineage: Eukaryota; Metazoa; Arthropoda; Insecta; Hymenoptera; Braconidae. Bases 48 to 848 code for a protein of 266 amino acids. The transcript has a single exon.
CCUGGUGCCACACGUGACUGCUCCAAAACACCGACAAAACAAAAACGAUGGUGCAGAGUGAUCGAGAGGACGCCCUGACCCAGAUAAACACAGCUCUGAACAGAUCGAUGGUGUUGAUGGAAGACCCCGUGAGGAGUUCACCAAAGCCGAAGGACAAGCGGAGUCGCAAGUCCAUAACAAUAAACACAGCGGCGAUGAAGGCGACGAGCACUCCCCUCCAGGAGCAGGACCCAAUUCGCAAGAGUAUCCUCAAGAGGACCGAGCGGGAGAGGAGCGACGAGACCCUGUCCCCUGCCAAUUCGUUUUUGUCCAGCGGUUUGGAGCCGGAGAGGGCGGAGGAGCCCUCCCCCCAGGUCGUGGACAGGCCGCACAACCUCGAGGAGUUCGUGGCGACGGAGCAGGUGACGGUGGCUCAGUCGAGGCACACCUACACCCUCGAGGACGUCGACCCCGAGGACGAGCUCUGGAUCCUCGAGAUUCCGAAGUCGGUGAAUCCGCGGGAGCUCAGGGGCCAGGUGCUGCACCUGGGGGACAAGACCAAGAUGAAGAUCGGGGGGGAGAAGUACCAGGCGAUGAGCCACGACACCUCAGACUGCCUGACCUGCGUCUUCGGGACGGGGAGGGAAGAGAAGCCCUUCAAAAUCGUUAACAUCAGACCCUCGGGGAACAUCACCAUGAGGAGGAGACUCGCGGCGGUGGCCAAGGCCAGGCGGCAGAGCCAGGGGGAGAGGACCGCUGUCCCCUUUCCCACGGGACUCAAACCACGGGAUCCACUCACUGGGGCCUCGGCGAAUGCGGUGAUUAAGAAGAAGUCGAAGUCUCGGGUGAAGAAAGUGGACGUGGAUUAAGGAUUUUAGACUUGUUGGUGAUGUGUGAGGCUGAUGGGGGAGAUUAAUAAAUUUUCUGAGUGCAGAAUCUGUGAGUUUUCUUUAAACACUGGUGUAUUUAAUUCAGUGAUAACUCGGGGCUAAUCCCGCCGCGUGUUUAUUGACAGUUCUUCAGAAUCAAUCGGGGAGCGAAUAAAUCCAACAUGAAGUUAUUCCCAAAUAUUAGAGAAUGACAAUCGACCUUAUUCUAAUUUACAAAGGAGGGGAAGAGGAUUGAUUCUAUCAUUCGAUUCCGUAACAAUGUGUUUGGGUUGUGAUGGCCUAUGAACAUUUUUUUUGUGGCGAAAUAAAUUGCGAUAACAUAAGUAGAAUCUUAUAGAAGUUUAGUUUAGAAGUUUAGGAAAGCGUUAUUUGAAUGAUAGUGCACAAUUUUUUUUUAACUUUUUCUUCUUGAAUAAA